UGUUUUUGCCUCAUCACUCCAGACAAAUGGGCCCACUUUACUUCCUGGUUCCUCGCAAAGUUCAACUUUUUGGAGUGAGAGUAGAUGGAAUUCCAAGGCAGUAUAACUACCUGGUCGAUGAAAACGAAACUAUAGGUAUGCAACUAUAUUACAUGGACGUUACCUCACAAUAAAAAAUUAGACUAUUUCUAAUUAAACUACUUUUUUAUGUAAAUUAAUGAAAUUGAAUAACACUUUCAGGGGAAAAUGGAUCGAAGACACAUGGACCAAAUGCUGUAAUAUCAAUGCUACAUCACUGCUUACACAACUUUGGUUUAGGUGAAAACGAGUGCAUUGUUCAUGCAGACAAUUGUGCAGGUCAAAAUAAGAAUCGAUAUUUGUUGGCAUACUUCUGCUGGAGAAUUCUGCUUGGUCUACAUAGACAAAUAACAUACAUGAUGCAGAUUCCAGGACAUGCAAGAUGCUUAGUGGAUUCGAAUUUUGCACAUAUCAAACGCCUCUACAAGAGAAGUGAUUGCAACUCCCUCGAACAACUGAGAUCUAUUGUUGACAAGUCCAGCUACUCCAACAAUGCGGUUUUAUAUGCUGAGGAGGAAUCUUGGAUGUGGUCGGAUUGGGUGCAGUUCUUCUCCGAGCACUUUGAUCCACUCAAGGGUUUGCGCAGAUUCCAAAUCUUUCGAUUUUGCCAUGACAGUCCAGGGUAUGUACUUUGCAAAAAGUCUAGUGAUGGUGAGGAGAUUCCUGUGAGACUUUUGAAAUCUGAUGUAAGGCAUUUUGCUCAUGAUGCGCGACCUCCAGAGAUUUCACCAGGAGGUCUGACACGAGAAAGGCAGGCAUACCUUUAUAGCCGGAUCCGACCUUUCGUAACCAAUCCUUGGAAAGAUGUGACCUGUCCCCCGGUUCAGAACGAAGAAUGACAGCUCAAAAUUACUUCUUUGGAUUAAAACCUGUGUGACACAAUCUUAACUUUUAAAAGUAUCUUCUGUUAUGAAAUGUUGAGUUACAUGUGAUAUUAAAUAUCGUGAUUUGUAAAUGUAUAUGAUUACGUAUAAACUGUAAAAAGGAAAUG
Saccostrea cuccullata (small rock oyster) is the source of this 1069-nucleotide messenger RNA. RefSeq lists its product as uncharacterized. Bases 285 to 917 code for a protein of 210 amino acids. NCBI's taxonomy places the organism in Eukaryota, Metazoa, Mollusca, Bivalvia, Ostreida, Ostreidae. The record is from RefSeq and is a predicted model, not a curated record. The transcript has 3 exons.